AAACAGUGUGAGGUUCGCUCUUCUAGUAACAUUCCAUCUCUUUGUUUUGAUAUUAAGUAUUAUGUAUUAGACGUCUAUAGAAUCAUUGAGGUUUUUCCUCUAACAUGCGGUGGAGGUGUCAUGUGUAGUUUAGUUAUUAAAGUGGAAGUUUCUUUUAACUUGCUAAACUAUAAACAAGCAAAUAAACAACAUGAAGCAUGGAUGGCUGGCGGUGGUGUUUGGUGUAAAUAUAAUAAAAUUGCUUAGUGUGCACUCUGCAUCGGUAGACUUCCCAAACUUUCCUACUAAAGAUGAUUAUGGAAUAGUCAUAGGCACUAAUUCAAACCCGGUCGACGACGACAUCACCGACAAUGGACCAGCUGCGCCCCUCAAGAUGACCCACCUGCGCGUGCGCUCCGAGAUCGCUCUGCGCUACGCGCGCACGGCCGUCGUGUCCAACGUGUACAAUCCCAGCAAGCGGCCCCAGGAAGCCACUUUCCAAGUGCUGCUGCCGGAGACCGCCUUCAUCAGUGGAUUUACUAUGACGCUCGGUAAAGAAACCUACGAAGCAUAUGUAAAAGAAAAAGAAGUAGCUAAACAAAUAUACAACGAUGCGGUUGCACAGGGAGUUUCUGCUGCUCACGUCGCUACCAAAGCUCGGGACUCCAAUCACUUCACAAUAAAAUUCAACUUGGAAGGCAGGAGUAAUGCGACGUACCGCUUAACGUACGAAGAGUUGUUGGUCCGUCGGAAUGGCGUGUACAACCAUGCUAUCAACCUGCUCCCUGGCGCGCUCGUGCCCACAAUGGACGUCGUUGUACACAUCAAGGAGUCUCAGAAGAUCUCGGUGCUGCGCGUGCCAGAGUUGAGAACUGGCAACGAGAUCGAUGCGACAGAGAAUGACGCACAAAACGCAAACGCAGUUAUCAAAAAAAGCAAAAACGAGAGGGAAGCUACUAUUACUUUUACUCCCAACCUGGCAGAACAGAAAAGAUUAGCUGAAAUAUAUGCGGAAAAAAGUAAAAAGUCAAGCGAUCCCGAUUCUUAUAACAUUGGUUAUGAUAGCAGCGAAGAAGAAAAUGAAAAUGUGGGUCUUUUAGGACAAUUUGUUGUACAAUAUGACGUGGUACAGCCAAAGAAUGGAGAAAUUUUGGUGAAUGACGGCUACUUCGUCCACUUCUUCGCCCCGACAUCCUUGCCGCCGCUGAGCAAGCACGCCGUGUUUGUCCUUGACACGUCCGGUUCCAUGGCAGGCAACAAGAUCUCGCAACUGAUAACAGCUAUGAACGCCAUUCUUUCCGACCUCAACCCCAGGGACCACUUCAGCAUCAUUGAAUUCAAUACACAUGUCACAGUUCACCGCUUGAACGAAGCUGAUAACGUGGACAAUAUAAACAGCCUGGUGCCACCUGCCAUUGCUUCGCCUGAAAAUAUAGUUGCGGCUAAGAUUAUCAUAUCUAAGUUUCGUGCUAGUGGAGGUACCAACAUCAACAGCGCUCUAGACAUGGCUAUAAAUCUUAUCCAGAACGUGGUUAGUCAAACAAAUUUAGCAAAUGGCACCAAUUCCGAUACAGGUAAAAAAAAAAAUAAUUUGGAGCCCAUUAUUAUAUUUUUGACGGACGGUGAACCAACCGUGGGUGAAACUGAUCGUGAUCGAAUAAUAAGAUAUCUCUCCGUAAAAAAUGACGGCGAGAGGCGAGCUCCGCUAUACUCACUUGCUUUUGGUGACGACGCGGACCGCGUUUUCCUGCGCAAGCUGUCGCUGCGCAACGAGGGCUUCAUGCGACACAUCUACGAGGCGGCGGACGCGGCGCUGCAGCUGCACCACUUCUACCGACAGGUGUCCUCGCCGCUCCUCGCUGACGUCAAGUUCCUCUACCCUCAUAGACAGAUAAAAGAAGGGUCGGUCAGCAGAAGCGAGUUUCGUACGAUCAACGACGGCUCGGAAGUGGCAGUAGUAGGAAGGAUCGCAGAGGACGUCAAUGAAAUCACGCCGCAAGUGCGCGGAUUACGGGGCGAUGGACAUGGUCGCAGAGAAAGUUACGAGAUCAAUCAUAAAGUGCCGGUGAAACCUGAAAAGGACGAUCACUUGCCUUUAGAACUGCUCUGGGCAUAUCUUACUAUUAAGCAGCUGCUGGACAAACGCGAUGCCGGCGACGACAGCCAUGGGGACAGCACCAGCUCAAAGGACAGUCCGGAGCAAAAGGCUCUCGCUAUAGCUUUAAAGUACUCGUUCGUAACGCCUCUGACGUCACUCGUGGUAGUGAGGCUGAACAAAACCGACGUCGUGGAUCCUGUGGACGUAGAAAGAGUUGACGUCCCAAAUGUUCGUAGGUUUAGAAGUGUACCGGUUGCACCGUCAUCGCUGAUGAAACAAAUUUACACAGGUUUCGCUUCUGGCGAUUCAUUGAGCGUAGCCUCAAGCGACGGGCCUGUGCUGUAUGCUCAAUCAACUAGACUUAUCACCGAUUCCGGAUAUGGCUUAUCCAAAAGCGAUCAAAAUGGCCGAAAUACUGCUACUAACGGAAACUUGCACAGGCGAGAUUUUGAUCACGGAGAUCCCGACCUACAUCAAAAUUACAAUCGGGGUGAGCCUUUUGAAGAAAAAUAUCACCUGAAAGGCUUUAAUUGGACUCCGUACGUGUACAGACAAUACACUGACACUCUCGCUUUUAAAGUAAACGGAACUGAAGUCGUCCUUUAUCUCACAGAAAAUAUCGAUCCACCAAAAAUGGAGGGUGGAGACGUGGAGUGCGUGAACAGCACGCCGUUGACUGCUGAAGCUGUGGCGGGAGUCGCCGAGAGCGCCGGCAGUGUCUGCGUGUACAUCUCGCGGUGCUCCGCCGCCCGCGACAUCACUGUUGACGACUAUCGAAACAGCUACUGCAUUGUUAAUAAUAUGUAUGCCGGAAUUUGCUGUCCAAGAAGUGAAGUCGACAAAUGAUAUAAUUUGGUUUAAAUUAAUUAUUAGGUGUUCAAAUAUUAGACAGUAAGUAAUUAAAAAAAUAUUACUAGUGCCUGAAAUAAGCUGUAGGUACCAAUAAGCAAUAAAAAUUACCUCUUCAA
This is a messenger RNA of Maniola jurtina (meadow brown), 3045 nucleotides long. RefSeq names its product inter-alpha-trypsin inhibitor heavy chain H6-like. The record is from RefSeq and is a predicted model, not a curated record. The transcript has 22 exons. Bases 191 to 2923 code for a protein of 910 amino acids. Lineage: Eukaryota; Metazoa; Arthropoda; Insecta; Lepidoptera; Nymphalidae.